This is a messenger RNA of Lonchura striata (white-rumped munia), 1399 nucleotides long. RefSeq names its product galactokinase 1 (gene GALK1). The record is from RefSeq and is a predicted model, not a curated record. Gene Ontology annotation, biological process: carbohydrate phosphorylation; galactose metabolic process. Lineage: Eukaryota; Metazoa; Chordata; Aves; Passeriformes; Estrildidae. Gene Ontology annotation, cellular component: cytosol; cytoplasm. Gene Ontology annotation, molecular function: ATP binding; galactokinase activity.
GCAGGCACACACGGGAUGCGUGCGGGCGAGCGCUCGCCCUGUCCGUGGGGAUGCUGAAGAACGGCGAUUCCGAGGAGCAUGAGAAGAGGCGCUGGGCCAUGGCGGAGCCGCUGGGUCCCGCUCCGGCCCCGCUGCUGGCCGCCGCUCGCCGGGCGCACGAAGCGGCUUUCGGGAAAGCGCCGGUGCUGGCGGCGUGGGCCCCCGGCCGGGUCAACCUCAUCGGAGAGCACACCGACUACAACGGCGGCUUCGUGCUGCCCAUGGCCCUGCAGCUGGGGACGGUGCUGGUGGGAUCCCCGACGCAGGACGGGACCAUCUCCAUCGUCACCACCUCGGCAGAGGCGGACGAGCCCCGCAGGGUGCAGUUCCUGGCUCCCCGUGCCGGCAGCUCCCUGAGCCCGGGGCUGCCUCGCUGGGCCAACUACGUCAAGGGCGUCAUCCAGCACUACCGGGGUGGUCCCGUGCCAGGCUUCAGCGCUGUCAUGGCCAGUGACAUCCCCCUGGGUGGGGGCCUCUCCAGCUCGGCUGCUCUGGAGGUGGCUACAUACACCUUCCUGCAGCAGCUGUGCCCUGACGAUGGGGAUCUGGUAGCCAAGGCACUGGCGUGCCAGAAAGCUGAGCACACGUUUGCUGGGAUGCCCUGUGGGAUCAUGGACCAGUUCAUAUCCGUGAUGGGCCAGGAGGGCCACGCGCUGCUCAUCGACUGCAGGUCCCUGGAGACCGUGCUGGUCCCGCUGAGCGAUGCCAGCCUGGCCGUGCUCAUCACCAACUCCAACGUGCGGCACGCGCUGACGGGCAGCGAGUACCCCGCGCGCCGGCGGCAGUGCGAGGAGGCAGCGGCGGCUCUCGGCAAGGCCAGCCUCAGGGAUGCCACCCUGGCCGAGCUGGAAGAGGCCAGGAGCCGGCUGGGGGAUGAGGUGUUCCGGCGGGCCAGGCACGUCAUCGGCGAGAUAGCACGGACAGCACAGGCAGCACAGGCACUGCAGCACAGGGACUACAGAACGUUCGGGAGGCUGAUGGUGGAGAGCCACAACUCCCUCAGGGAUGACUAUGAAGUGAGCUGCCCAGAGCUGGACGAGCUGGUGGCAGCAGCCCUGGAAGUUGAUGGGGUUUAUGGCAGCAGGAUGACUGGGGGAGGCUUUGGAGGCUGCACGGUGACACUGCUGGAAGCUGGGGCUGCAGACAGAGCCCAGCAGCACAUCCAGGAGAAAUACAGUGGCACAGCCACCUUCUACCUCACCAAGCCCUCGGGAGGGGCAAAGGCUCUGCCCCUGUAGAGGAGUGACCACCUACCCUGGGAACCUUGGGCUCCAUUGCCUCCCUCCUCAAGGCUUUCCCAAGGGGAUUAGUUUGUCCAGCUGCAUCAUUUGCCUAAUAAAAGCAAAAUAUUUGCACAGUU